AUGGCAGAGACGUACUGCCCGGACUGCAAGAAGAGCACGGAGGUGGUGUUCGAUCAUUCGGCGGGGGACACGGUGUGCUACGAGUGCGGGCUGGUGCUGGAGGCGCACUCCAUCGACGAGACCUCCGAGUGGCGGACCUUCGCGAACGAGUCCGGCGACAACGAUCCCGUGCGUGUCGGGGGCCCCUCCAACCCUCUCCUCACCGACGGCGGCCUCUCCACCGUCAUCUCCAAGCCCAACGGCGCCCAGGGCGAGUUUCUCUCCUCCUCCCUCGGCCGAUGGCAGAACCGUGGUGCCAAUCCCGACAGAUCUCUCAUCCUGGCCUUUCGCACCAUCGCCAACAUGGCAGACAGGUGCCUUUUUGCAUUCUUAUUCGUUCUCUGCAUCCCUCGUUCAUACAUUAUUGCUGCCUCCUCCUGUCCGAUUGCCGCGGUCUUGCUGUUCAUCUGUGAUUUCGAUUUAUGAACGGUUUAUAUGGAUAUUUAAUAUUAUUUUCUGGUGAUUUCCGUACCCGUUUAUGGAAGUGGAGAAAGAGGCGAAUUUGAUUGACCCUUUUGUUGGUUAAAAGCUGGUAUUUUUAGAGAUGAUAUUAUAAAUUGGAUUGCGUCGUAGUUUGGUCCCUAUUUCCUGGGUUUAGUGCUUCAGAGGUUGAUCUAUUUUUAGCAUAUUAAUAUCAUUAUCUAAGGCGAAAGGUCGGAGGUUCUGAUUCAAUAGAAUGCUAUCACAGCAGGUGAUUUUUUCGUUUCUUGGAUUUGCCAACCGAAGAAUCGGCCGCCUCAUGAGUAAAACCGAGCUAGGGUUCCGGUCGGAGCCAAAUUUUGAUCCCUUUUUGAUUUCAUCCGUGAAUCAUGGUUAUCGAAACGUGUGCAUCCACGACAUGGGCUAUGAUCAUGGUGGUGCAUGCUACUUGAGCAAGCGGAGAAAAUUUGAAGACGGACCUUUCGCCAGAGUGCCACCUGGGCGGAGAUAUAGCAUAGAGUAAUAAAUAGGAAAGGUAACAGUCUUUAAUUUUUGAUGAGCGAAAGGUUGGCUCCGACGUGAAGAAGUUGACGAAAAUGGAUAGGCCCAGAAGUAAGCCAAAAUGUGAGCUUGUCUGAAAAGAAAACAAAAUUAGUAGUUACAAAUUGGUUGCAGGUGAGGUUGCAUUACAUAAAGGGAAAGUGACGGAAACUGAAGGAAACUGCUCAUCCAAUAAGCUGGGACAAGAAUAACUUGUCUUCUUUGCUGUUUUGAUUUUGGGCUCCAUUGGCGAUUUUUCGUGAAUGGAUUCCUCAUACGUACUAUAUUGGUGACAUGACUAUUCAAUUUGGCAAUGGUGCUGCGCAAUAAAGGAAAUAUUGGAACGUAAGUUCAUAAUAGAAAUUUAGAAGAUGAUAGCAGCUACAAUCUAGUUAACCUUCAGAGAUCUCAUUAAACACAGCAGUUUCAGAACUUAUGAAGACACAUCACUUGAGGAAUUGGGUUCUGCUUUUGGAAGGAGAAAAAAGCCUCUAUCACUUGAGGAAUUGGGUUCUGUUUCUGUGGAGAAAAUAUUCCCAUACCUCGGUUCAUGGUGAAUCUUUGAAACUAUUAACUUUGUCAACGCUGCUGCUCAAUGAAAAAGUGUACAGAUUGAUGACGUUAUUCAUUAAGGUAUCAGCGGGGCGUACAUUGUUGCUUCUCCCGAAUGCAUGCAGGUUUUCAUUCUCAGUUAACUUUGUGUACUGGGGAUGGAUAAUUCAUCGUGUAUAUUACUUUUGGGGAAUAGAACGUUUUAGAAUGAUAGAUUUUUGGGGAAGAGUUUGAUGACUUAGAUGAUAGAUUUUACGACGAGUAACAUACAACUGGUUGCACUUUUGACUUCAUUUUGCCUAUAGAAAUGCCAUUCGGUGAAGAUUAAAAUUGGACGUUGUGUAGGUUAGCAAUGGAAGAAAGAGUCAUUGAUCAGCAAAAAUGAAUCAGAAUACAUGACGUUAUAUGACGUGGAAUGAGAUAUUGUAGGAUAGGACCCUAUGAUAGAUCAAUAUUGAUGUGCAAGCCUCGCCUUUAGCCAGCAACUUUUUUGUAUCUUGGUUAUUUUGUUCAGAAGAAGGAGAAACUCAUGUUGAUUGUGACAAAUAUAAUCAACAGGUGUUGGGUGAAUUGCAUGGUGAGGCUGGUAUGCUUUGUAAACCUCUGGUGCUGUUGAAACUUGAAGGCAGACCUCCUAUACAGUUAUUCUGCGGUUUGACAAAGUGUCAGUUAGUUUAGAACGACCACAGGUUGCUGAUUUUAACAUGAAGUUGGAGGACCUUGGGUUAUAUUCGAAAAGAUAUGUUAGAAAAGCUGGUAUUGUCACAAUUGAGAAUAAACUCGGAAAUUAAGUAGAUUUUGAACAGUUUCACAUAUUGUUUACGUAGUUCAGUCCUUGUGAGAAUCAAGAGUGCUUUAUUUUUUGUGGGAGGAGCGGGAUGAAAGAUAAAGCUAAAGAGACUCGAAUGGAUUUAGCUAAAGUGAAUCUGGAAGAAGUUGAAAUGUUUGGAUUGCUAGAAAUUAAAAAGGAAAAUUUUGGUUAAAUAUUAAAGAUGCUCAUAGUAAAGGAUGGCCUUUGGUCAGCAUGCUAUUGUGUUUAACUGGAUAUUUCGGUUGCAUAUUUUAUGGUUAUGUUCUCUCAACUUUCUGCUUGAAAAGAAUUACGCAUAUCAAAGCAUAUAGAAAUUUGAAACUUUUUAUUUGUCUUAAAUUGUUAACUUCCACUACGUGAUGAAAAUUUGAUGUUAUGUACUAAUUUAGUUGUUCUUUUGUUUCAGGUUGGGUCUCGUUGCAACCAUUAAGGUAUAUCCAUCUAUUUCUGCAUGUUGUUAAAGCCAAUGCUUGUUCCGUUUGUCAUACAUGGGGCCUCUAGUACCUUAGUAAUAUGUCAUCUGAUAGUACGUAUUCCAUCUACUUUAGAAGAUGUAGACUUGGACUCUCAUUCAUGACUGAGUAUGAGAUGUCAACUGUCUUGAUGCAUAAGUGAUGUCAGACGUUUUUACUUUCCUUUUUUUCUUCCUGUUAUAUGCAUGAAUGGAGCUCACUUUCUGAUGUACAUAGAUCCAUUCUUAUAUGCAUGAAUGGAGACAUUCACAUGUACUGAUCCAUUCUUGACUUCAGUUGCUAUGUAGAUCAGGAAAUUUCCUCACCGUAAACCACGAAGAUGGUAAUUAAUCAGGGCAGACAAGGAAACGCUUGACCUUUCUAAAUUCCUAGGCUUAGUGCCCUCUUUCAAUUAUAGUCUUCUGGAUGAAAUUUCAUUGAUUCGGCCGUCUUUGAAUACUAAUUCUAUCAUUUUACCGGUCUGCGGAAGCGAUUUGACUAUAGACAACAGAUUUGAGGAUGCUGCGGUAAAAUAUCUGAGCACGAUAUAUCGAGUAUGGUGUACUUUGUUGUUACAAUGAGGGUUUUUAAACGCCAGGCUACUACAAAGAACACUGUCUGAGUUAACUGUGAACCAUAUGGGUCCAUUCCGUUGGCAGAUCCAACUUGAACUUUGCGUGAAUCUGGGAUUGCAUCAGCUAGUUUGGCUUCUACCCAAGUAGACCUCAUUUGGUUUGAAAUGAAUGAUCGGGUUGUUUUCCACAAUCAAUUUCUGAUUGCUCUAGAUUUCAGUUUUGUUCGGCAGGUUUAUUUUUUUCAUAAUAUUUUCUGUGUUGACUGCUUGAGUUCCUUGUUGGAUCGCUGUAGCUUUUUGAUAUCAAUCUUCAUCCCUACUCUCUGGUAUUGAUUUUAGUGAAAUUCUUGAUUUGAGUUAACGAUGAGCAGUUUAGUGAGCCCUCCCAAGGAAGAAAACAUGAUUCUUUCGGCAUAUUAUUUUCCCUCUUCCGAUAUAACAUCCUAUGCUCUUCAAUUAUCUCUCCACUGGGCUGUACGUGUGUGUCCUCAGUAAAGCUGAAUGAUUUUUUGAAGGACCGAGCCAAUGAAAUAUAUAAGAAGGUGGAGGAUCUUAAAUCUAUCAGAGGAAGAAACCAGGAUGCCAUAUUAGCCGCCUGCCUUUACAUUGCAUGCCGACAGGAGGACAGGCCUCGCACUGUGAAAGGUAUGCCCUGCCUUUCCAUUUGGAUGCUCUGGUUUCCUGCCUCUACUAUAUAUAUAUAUAUAUAGAUAUGUGUGUGUGUGAAGAUCUAAGUGCAAUAUUGUAAAUGACUAAGGGUAUUAUGGGAAAGGGCAUGUAGGGUUUGUCCUUACUUAAGGGGCAUUAAAGGUGAAUGAAUGGGUGAGGCGGUUUCCGCAGGUCUCACCUCUGUUCUCUGUGACAGAGGAAGUUUCUCCUCCAUUUCAGUGCUCUCAAUGUCUCCAAUAUUUUCAACAUGGUUUUCUCUCAAUUUCCAAGCAUAUAUAUAUAUAUAUGUAUAUGUAAGCCCCAAUUUAUUUCUUUGCAUAGAAAUCUGUUCCGUUGCCAAUGGAGCCACAAAGAAGGAAAUUGGGAGGGCAAAGGAGUUCAUAAUAAGGCAGCUGGAGGUCGAGAUGGGGCAAUCAAUGGAGAUGGGUACGAUUCACGCUGGGGAUUUCUUGGUGAGCCGUCCUCCCUGAUAUUUUUCUCAGCACAUUUUAUUAAUAUUUAUUUAAAUGUUAUAAUAUUGGACGCAUGCAACUCAGGAACCAUAUGAUUUUGUUUUCCUGUGGGUCAGGGUGCCGACAAAGCCCAUCCACAGUAGAUCACUCCAAAAAAAAAGGGCUGAAAUAAAAAUUAAAAAAUACCCAUGAAAAUUCAUAACAGGGGCCAUGAAAAUAUAACUUUAAAAAAUAAAAUAAAAAUUAAUGCUAUCUUCAUGGCCUGAAUGGAUCUGGGUUCUGUUCAUGCUGAUAUUCUCAUCUUCUGAAAGCCAAAAAUCUCAAGUUCUCUGUUGCCUACCGUAAUUUGUAGAGACGGUUCUGUUCCCACCUCGGCAUGACCAAUCAAGCAGUCAAAGCUGCGCAGGAAGCGGUGCAGAAGUCUGAGGAGCUCGACAUAAGGUAUCCAUAUCGACUGAUCGUGCUAUUAUUUUCCUUUUGAAUCUUAUUGUCUGGGUCAGAUAUUUCACUGGAUCAUCCACCUCUAGGUAUAUGCUCCUGUCGAAUUAUUAUUAUUAUUAUUAUUUUAUUAUUUUGUCUGGUUGAAUGGAAGUAAUUGUGCUUGUUUUUUCUUUAUUUCUUUAUUAUCAUCGCCAGGAAGAUGCGAUAUUCUGCAAUAUUUACAUUAUGACGUGGCAAAAUGAAUCGGCCACAAUCCAACUGUUGACUCUGUUGGAGACUUUUCCUUGUUUGGUUUAAACUCGUGGUUUGGGUUGACGUUUGACUUGUGGUAAACAAGCUUAAAGGAAGAGAGAAGUGGCGGCAGUUGUGGGAAUUAUAGUCUGAAGAAUCACCUAUCCUCUGCAGGAGGAGCCCCAUAUCAGUGGCAGCAGCCGUCAUUUACAUGAUAACUCAGCUAUCCGAAGAUAAGAAGUCAACGGACGACAAGAAGCUGCUCAGAGGUACACCAUUUAUCUUCACUUAAAAGGGCAUUGACCGGGGGAAUGGGACCCAUCAGUCCUAGGGGGCGGGCAGAUUGUGGGCCUGCUACGUGGCGGCAACCCAGGUGCUCGACUCUAACGGACAUCACCCUUUUGAAAUCUUCAGAUAUCUCUAUAGCGACAGGCGUUGCGGAAGGCACCAUCAGGAACUCGUACAAGGAUCUGUACCCUUACGCUUCAAGGUUGAUUCCUGCGUCCUUCGCCAAGGAGGAGGAUCUCAAAAACCUCUGCAGCCCUUGA
Molecule: messenger RNA, 5729 nt
Organism: Spirodela intermedia
Lineage: Eukaryota; Viridiplantae; Streptophyta; Magnoliopsida; Alismatales; Araceae
Source: the annotation of a GenBank genome assembly